UCCACAACUACAAGUCUUUCAUUAGUAUCCAUGAAGAGCUUCAUGGAACCCCGACUGUGGGUUCUGGUGGCUCUCGUCACCACCUUCGCUGCCACGGCAAAUGCCGAUUCCACGUGGAAGCCCGACUUGCCACUUCCACAUCUUCCUUAUCUUUACAGCUCACCAUCGCCGCCACCAGUGUACGUUUACAGCUCACCGCCUCCACUACCUUACAAGUAUGAAUCCCCUCCUCCGCCGCCUUACAAAUACAAAUCACCACCACCGCCACCUUACAAAUAUGAGUCGCCUCCACCGCCACCCUACAAAUACAAAUCACCACCACCUCCUCCUUACAAGUAUGAGUCUCCACCACCACCACCUUACAAAUAUGAAUCCCCUCCUCCGCCACCUUACAAAUACAAAUCACCACCACCACCUCCUUACAAGUAUGAGUCUCCACCACCACCACCUUACAAGUAUGAGUCUCCUCCUCCGCCACCGUACAAAUACAAAUCACCACCACCGCCUCCUUACAAAUAUGAGUCUCCACCACCACCACCUUACAAGUACAAGUCCCCUCCUCCCCCGCCAUACAAAUAUGAAUCUCCACCGCCACCACCUUAUAAGUAUGAAUCACCUCCUCCCCCACCAUACAAAUAUAAGUCACCACCACCUCCUCCCUAUGUGUACAAAUCUCCCCCGCCACCGCCUUACAAGUAUGAAUCACCACCACCACCACCCUACAAAUACAAGUCUCCCCCGCCACCAUCUUACAAGUACGAAUCACCUCCACCACCACCCUACAAGUACAAAUCACCACCGCCGCCGCCUUACAAGUAUGAAUCACCACCACCUCCGCCAUACAAAUACGAGUCUCCACCACCACCGCCAUACAAGUACAAGUCACCUCCACCACCGCCAUACAAAUAUGAAUCUCCACCACCACCACCAUACAAAUAUAAGUCACCACCACCUCCUCCUUAUGUGUACAAAUCUCCCCCACCACCACCUUACAAGUACGAAUCACCUCCUCCACCACCCUACAAAUACAAAUCGCCACCACCACCUCCUUACAAAUACGAGUCACCUCCACCACCGCCAUACAAAUACGAAUCUCCACCACCACCUCCAUAUGUUUACAAGUCUCCACCACCACCUCCCUACAAGUAUGAAUCGCCUCCACCUCCACCCUACAAAUACGAAUCCCCACCACCACCGCCAUACAAGUACGAGUCACCUCCACCACCGCCAUACAAAUAUGAAUCUCCACCACCACCUCCAUAUAUUUACAAGUCUCCACCGCCACCACCAUACAAGUACGAGUCACCUCCACCACCGCCAUACAAAUAUGAAUCUCCACCACCACCUCCAUAUGUUUACAAGUCUCCACCACCACCUCCCUACAAGUACGAAUCGCCUCCACCUCCACCAUACAAGUACGAGUCUCCACCACCUCCUCCAUAUCUUUACAAGUCUCCUCCACCACUGCCAUACAAAUACGAAUCUCCACCACCACCUCCCUACAAGUAUGAAUCGCCUCCACCUCCACCCUACAAAUACGAAUCCCUACCACCACCUCCAUAUGUUUACAAGUCUCCACCGCCACCACCAUACAAGUACGAGUCACCUCCACCACCGCCAUACAAAUAUGAAUCUCCACCACCACCUCCAUAUGUUUACCAGUCUCCACCACCACCUCCCUACAAGUACGAAUCGCCUCCACCUCCAACAUACAAGUACGAGUCUCCACCACCUCCUCCAUAUCUUUACAAGUCUCCUCCACCACCACCAUACAAAUACGAAUCUCCACCACCACCUCCAUAUGUGUACAAGUCUCCACCACCACCUCCCUACAAGUAUGAAUCGCCUCCACCACCACCCUACAAAUACGAGUCUCCACCACCCCCGCCAUACAAGUACGAGUCACCUCCGCCACCGCCAUACAAAUACGAAUCUCCACCACCACCUCCAUAUGUUUACAAGUCUCCGCCACCACCACCCUACAAGUAUGAAUCGCCUCCACCUCCACCUUACAAGUACGAGUCUCCACCACCACCACCAUACAAGUACGAAUCACCACCACCACCUCCAUAUCUUUACAAGUCUCCACCACCACCCCCUUACAAGUAUGAAUCACCUCCACCACCACCCUACAAAUAUGAGUCACCGCCACCUCCACCUUACGUAUACAAGUCUCCACCACCCCCUUACAAAUAUGAAUCACCUCCACCUCCACCUUACAAAUACGAGUCACCACCACCUCCUCCAUAUCUUUACAAGUCCCCUCCACCACCACCCUACAUAUACAAUUCACCACCACCUCCUCCAUAUGUUUACAAAUCUCCACCACCACCACCACCCUACCUUUACAAAUCACCUCCACCCCCAUCUUACCUUUACAAAUCUCCACCACCUCCACCAAUCAAGUACUAAUCACCUCACUCCCAUCAUACAUCUCCCCAUCACCCCAUUCACCUUCAUCCAAUUUGUUAUCAUAUCUCUUCACAUCCUUCAUUGUAUUAUUUAUUUACCAAAACCAUCAUCAUUAUUCCAUUCAAACAAACCUUGGUUCUUUUCUGUUUGCUUCAUCAUUAAUAUUGUCAAGAUAAAGGUCUCACCUCUCUUCUAGUAUCCAUAAUGCUCAGCAUCCUAUCAAGGAGUUGCGGACAAAAAAGAGUCAGAUGAUCAAUGUUUGCCGAUCUUUUUCUUUGAUCUUAAUUGUAACUUGUGUUUUUCAUGUACUUUAUAUAUUAAUGUCCA
Messenger RNA from Salvia splendens (bonfire salvia), 2739 nucleotides. RefSeq names its product extensin-2-like. The transcript has a single exon. The record is from RefSeq and is a predicted model, not a curated record. Bases 31 to 2412 code for a protein of 793 amino acids. Lineage: Eukaryota; Viridiplantae; Streptophyta; Magnoliopsida; Lamiales; Lamiaceae.